This is a messenger RNA of Triplophysa dalaica, 2990 nucleotides long. It is a transcript of the gene atg4da, whose product is annotated as autophagy related 4D, cysteine peptidase a. The transcript is spliced from 11 exons. Bases 359 to 1825 code for a protein of 488 amino acids. The record is from RefSeq and is a predicted model, not a curated record. Lineage: Eukaryota; Metazoa; Chordata; Actinopteri; Cypriniformes; Nemacheilidae. Gene Ontology annotation, molecular function: protein-phosphatidylethanolamide deconjugating activity.
GGUGUGUAUCCGCAACGACAACAGGAAGUGACUGAUACUGGUUUAAUCUCUCGCCGAUUUACGCACUCUUUAUUUCACUCGGCAGUCCGACAGCCGACAGUCCGAUUGUAAACAAGUAUAAACUCAUGACUUCGGCCUUUAUCAAUACCCGACGAGACGACGGCGUCUAAAGAGGCCUGAGAUCGGUCAUCGCAUAGCGAGCGCAUAGUGUCCUUGCCAGACAUCAGACAGUCGAUUGUGCAGCUCGACGCUGGAUAUAGCUGAUCAAUGUACCGGAAAAGUGAGAAUAUACCGGGGAUUGUUAGAGAUGCGUGAAGGCCGAAGUUGUUCUGCAAUGCUGUUGCCUACAGCCUAAACCAUGAACUCCGUAUCCCCCAGUUCGGUUCAGUACAUAGUGAGCGGCGGUGCUCAUGAGGACAAGGCCCCACCGCAGUCCAAACACUUCAUCGGCCAUGGGUCUGUGACCGAUGACACCAAAGAAAGUUCUGGAGAACUUGAUGAAGUGGAUCGUCUCAAGGCAAAGUUCAUGUCAGCUUGGAACAAUGUGAAAUACGGCUGGGCUGUCAAAUCUAAAACUACCUUUAAUGCAACAUCUCCCCUGAUCCUUUUGGGCCAGUCGUAUGUGUUCAGUACAGAAGAUGAGGUGGAACGUUUCAGGCAGAUGUUCGUAUCCUGCGUCUGGCUCACCUACAGGAGAGAGUUUCCUCAGUUGGAGGGUUCCGCCCUGACCACAGACUGCGGCUGGGGCUGUAUGCUGCGCAGUGGACAAAUGCUGCUGGCGCAGGGAUUAAUGCAACACUUCAUGCCUCCAGACUGGAGGUGGGCAGAUUGUCACCCGCUAUCAGAUGUUGAUUUUGAGGUGCUGAGGCCCCGUUCGCCCUCCCGCCCGGCUGGCAUAUCCCUGCCGUCCUUCACAUCCUCGUGGUCCAGCCCUGUUGCUCAGAGGAACCCGUCCUCUAGCAGUUAUGAGAGUCAGAAACCGGUCCCCAGACAACAGCCUUCAGUCAGCAAUAACCCUCAAGUAGAGAUCUUUCACAGGAAGGUGGUGUCGUGGUUCGGAGACCAGCCCUCGGCUCCGUUUAGCGUACACCAGCUGGUGGAGCUAGGAAAGGAGUCCGGGAAGAAGGCUGGGGACUGGUAUGGUCCGUCUGUAGUGGCACAUAUGCUGAGAAAAGCAGUGGCGAAAACGAAAGAAUUGGAGAACGUUGCUGUAUACGUGGCCCAGGACUGCACGAUAUAUAAAGAGGAUGUAAUGCAGUUGUGUAACUCGGUGGAGUCCAGUGGCCCGGGAUGGAAAUCAGUCAUCAUUUUAGUGCCAGUACGACUAGGAGGAGAUUCAUUAAACCCCUCCUACAUUGAGUGUGUUAAGAACAUACUGAGGUUAAACUGCUGUAUAGGAAUUAUUGGAGGGAAACCCAAGCAUUCCUUGUUUUUUAUUGGCUUUCAAGAUGAACAGCUGAUAUAUCUAGACCCACACUACUGUCAGCCGGUAGUUGAUGUCACCCAGGGCAACUUCUCUCUGGAGUCAUUUCACUGCAACGCACCGAGGAAGAUGAACUUCAGUCGUAUGGAUCCCAGCUGCACUAUUGGCUUCUAUGCACGUACAAAGAACGAUUUUGAGUGUUUGUGCUCAGCAGUCAGUGACGCCUUGUCGUUAUCUAAAGAGAAGUAUCCCAUCUUUACAUUUGUAGAGGGCAGGGGGCAGAAUUAUGGACUGGAGGAGCAGAGCGGGGGACCUGUGGACUCUACUUCACACAUUUUGCCGUUUAACAGACAGAGCAGGAGCAAUAAGAGAGGAAGCGCGGAUGACUUUGUACUCCUGUGAGGAGCGUGAAGGUUGCGUGAAACCUCCCUGCUGCACAGACAUUAAUUAAACUGCUGUUUGUGUUUCAUUCACAAUAUGAUGACUGCUUACAAGGGAACCUUCGGACACAACGUGUGUUAACAAUAUGUUAUGGUCCUAUUUCAUCAAAAGAGACCAAUUUUAUUUUGCAACUUAGGAACAUUUAGAUUGCAUUGUUACAUUACAUGUCUUUUAUCUAUAUUCACAUUACCAUAAUCCAAAACAAAACUUUAUUAAAUCCAACGAAAACUUCAUAUUUAUAUAUGUUGGUAGUAUUUAUUUUGCUAUUGGUAUUACGGGAAUAAGAAUUCAGGGCUCAUGUACCUAAUAUUCAUAAAAAUAAUGUCACAAUGCUAAAAAAACGUAGUUGUCCUGAAAAACCCCUUUGUUGUGUUCAUGCAAAAUGUGAUUGCUUAUUUUUUGCUUUAGAACAUGGUAUGUUAUAUAAUUGGGACAUUUCUAUGAGAUUCACCUGUAAAUGUGGCUUAGGUCUACGCUCUGGACGUGGAGUAUUCAGCAUCAUCGCAGUUUUUAAACAUGAUGCUUUAUCUUUUGUCUCUCUCACAUAUGAAACACAAGAUCCUGCUGUUGCGUUGCUGUGUCUCAGAAGGUAAACGGGUCUUUUGAGUAUUUCACUCUGAGACUAUGCUCUGUAACUGGAUAAAAUUUGAGCGAUUGAGCACCAGUCUGUUGCUGUACUUAAUUUUCUACAUUCAAAGAGCACUGCAGUGUGCUAGUGUGUGAUUUUUUUGUCUUAAAUCAUUGUGAUACUUUUGAACGUGUUCUCUUAUUUAAUUGUAUAUUUUAACGGGGAUCACAGCCUUACCUCCUCAAACUCUCAUAGAAUGUGUGUCGUUGAAUCUGAUGCUGGAAGCUGUCUAGAUGUUUGAUGUCAGAUUUUUUCGCCAUUUCAGGUCAACAGAUGUACUGUAGAUGUUACUGUUUAAAAAAAGCUGUUUAUUUUUACAGGUUGUAGUUUUUGUUCACUUUUUCGAAGAUGCUUCGGAUAAAGUUUAACUCCUGUCACUAUCUGAAUUUUUGUGUUUUCUGUGGGACUAUUGGACAGCAGGACUAUGCACCUGUUUGUCUUCUGCUUUUGUGUAUUAAUUAUUUUUCUCAAAAUUGAAAUUAAACUUUUUUAAGUGAA